This is a messenger RNA of Coregonus clupeaformis (lake whitefish), 2716 nucleotides long. Its product is annotated as zinc finger protein 883. Bases 222 to 1889 code for a protein of 555 amino acids. The transcript is spliced from 3 exons. NCBI's taxonomy places the organism in Eukaryota, Metazoa, Chordata, Actinopteri, Salmoniformes, Salmonidae. The record is from RefSeq and is a predicted model, not a curated record.
UGAAGUCGGAGUCUGUCUUUUCUCUCGUGACUUUAGGCAGAGAUAUAACGGUCUGCUACCUCCCUAAUCUACAAUUCAACAGACUAGGGAUAAACAUCUCAUCUGGUUCACUUCGCUUGAAUUUAUAGGUCAUUUUCUAUACUGUUUUCACAGGUUCCGGUUUCUGAGAGAUAUUAUUGAACUAAUAUUUAUACCACAAACUCUGCAAACGAGUGUCCACAAUGAAUCAGGAAACAUCUGUCUCAUCCUCCCUCCAACCCUCCUCCCCCUUACCCCUCCCAGAGUCCCUGGGUCGUACCUCUCCCGGUAGCCCCUUACUGCUGGGUCUGAAGAGGGUGUCUGUGCGGCUGGUCGACUGCAGGAAAUCACUGGAGAUAAGGGACAGUCCUAACCGUCACUCUCUCAGUAGAAGCUUGUCAUCUUGGAAGGCUAAACAACAUCUUGAUGCUGAGGAGGCAGAGAAAAGUCUCCCCAGAUCAGAACACCUCAAGAAACAACAGCAGAGACCCACAAGGAAGAAAUCUCACUGCUGCUCUGACUGUGGUAAGAGUUACACCUCUUCAGCAGACCUUAGAAGACACCAGAGAAUUCAUACUGGAGAGAAACCUUAUAGCUGUGAUCAAUGUGGGAAGAGAUUCAUUCAGAGAGUAAAUCUGAAGGCACAUCAGAUCAUACACUCAGUAGAAAAACCUCACUGCUGCUCCCAGUGCGGAGCUAGCCUCUGCUCUGCCAGUGCACUGGAAGGACACAUGCGGAUCCACACUGGAGAAAAACCGUACCAGUGCUCAGAAUGUGGGCAGAGAUUUACAUACUCCAGUGGGUUACGGAUACAUGAGAGAAUAAAACACACUGGUGAAAAACCCCACUGCUGCUCUGACUGCGGGAAGAGAUUUGUUACUUCACAAAGCUUAAAAGCUCACCAGCGGACUCACAGUGAAGAGAGACCGUUCCACUGCUCUGAGUGUGGGAAGAGUUUCAAACAAGCCUCAACACUCUUUGAACACAAACGAAUACACACAGGAGAGAAGCCUCACCACUGUGAGCAGUGCGGGGGAAGCUUUUCCUCUGCUAAGUCACUCAGAAGACAUCAGAGGAUUCACACAGAGGAGAAACCUUACCAAUGCACUGACUGUGGGAAAAGCUUCCGACAGUCGUCUACUUUAAGAUGUCACCAGCUUAGACAUACCGGAGAGAAGCCCCACCAAUGUACUGAGUGUGGGAAGAGGUUUUCUGUUAAGAGUGGACUCUGGCAACAUAACAUAGUGCACACUGGAGAGAAACGCUACCAAUGCCCCAAGUGUGGCAAGAAGCUAGGAUCAUCUCAUUCUCUAGAGCAGCAUAAGCGAACACACACUGGACAGAAACCCUUCCACUGUUCCCACUGUAAGUUGAGCUUUGGCACUAGUUCAGCCCUGUACAAACACCAGAGAAUUCACACAGGAGAGAAACCACACAGCUGCAAUGUUUGCCAGAGGAGUUUUGGACGGUCAGAUCACCUGACAAAUCAUAUGCAAAUUCACACAGGAGAAAAGCCAUACCACUGCUCUAAGUGUGAGCGGAGUUUCACUAACAACAGAUCUCUGAAAGAACAUGAGGUCAGACACACAGAAGAUAAACCUCACUGCUGCUCCCAGUGCGGUGCUAGUCUGUCCUCUGCCAGGGCACUGGAAAGUCAUAUGCGGAUUCACACUGGAGAGAAACCGUAUGAAUGCUCUGAAUGUGGGCAGAAGUUUGCACAUAGAGCCAGUCUUGGGACACACCGAAGAAUACACACAGGAGAGAAACCCUAUCACUGCUCUGACUGCAAGAAGAGCUUUUCAAGACUUGACUCUUUAAAGGAACACAAGUUCACACAUUCAGAGACGAAGAUGUACCUAUGCUCUGUGUGAGUUGAGCUGCACAACGCAAGGCGCAUUGAAGAAACACCAGCUUAUACACACCGGAGAGAAGCCUUACCAUUGCUCCCACUGUGACAAGAGCUUCCUUCGGCAAUAUUCUCUCAAUGAACACGAGCGUCUUCACAAGGGAGAGAAACAGUACUCUUGCUCAGACUGUGGGAACAACUUUGCCGCAACGACAACCUUGCGAAUUCACCAGCGAAGACACACAGGAGAGAGGCCAUACCACUGCCCUUUCCCUGACUGUGGGAAAAGUUUUGCCCAGCCCUUCGCCUUUUAAAGUACACAAGAGAAGGCACACAGGAGAGAAGCCACACCACUGUGAUCAGUGUGGGAAGAGUUUGUCACGUCAGGUGACUUGCGAACUCACUCCAAAAACAAUCAUUACAGCUGCGCGAGUGUGGACUCAGUUUUUUAAGAUCAGAUUCCUUAAGGAAUCACCAGAGAAUCCACACAUUAAAGAGGCCGUACAGCUGUUCAGUGUGAAAAUAGAUUUACUCAGGCCUGGGGGUUGACGUACAACAGGAGGAUUCACACCGGAGAGAAACUUCACAGCUGUGAUGAAUGUGGGAAGAGAUUCACUAAGUCAGGAACCCUGGCUUCACACAAGAGAAAUACACACCUGAGAGAAACCGUACCACUGCGCUGACUGUAGGAACUGCUUUACCACCUCAAGUGAACUGAUUAUACAGCAGAGAACACACACAGGAGCAUUUCAAAAGUGGGAACAUUACCGAUUCCAGGUUUUUUUUGGUGUUGUGGAAAUAAUAUACAGUGGGGAGAACAAGUAUUUGAUACACUGCAGGUUUUCCUACUUA